AUGGCUAGACUUACAUUACCACCUUCAAGUCCCUCGCAAGUAUCAUUACCACCUGACAAAUUUUCCGCCAUAAAAACUGCUAAUUAUACUCAAAUUCCUACAUGGGUGUCUCUCAGAUCCAAUUCUUCUUCACUCAAAAACCCCCAACUCCAACAAGGCCGUCUCGAAAACGUUCAUUUAGUAUCUCUAUCAAAACAAGGAAAGCUCAAGGAAGCUCAUAGAUUUCUCGAAGAAAUGGACGAGGCCGGUGUUUCAGUUAGUCCUCGCUCAUAUGAAUCUUUGCUUGAAACGUCUGGGAAGUUAAGAUCUUUAUCAUAUGGAAAAUUAAUUCAUGAUCGAUUGAGAACAACAGUGGAAAACCCACCUGGGUUUCUGGAGAGCCGUGUUCUCCAAAUGUACUGUGAUUGUGGUAGUUUUUGGGAUGCCCGGAAAUUGUUCGAUGAAAUGCGCGUAAUAAGUAUGGCUUCAUGGGUUAUAAUUAUAUCCGCUUUUGCACGGGAAGGACUUUUAAAGGAUGCUUUGAAGUUGUUUUCUCAAAUGCAAAACAUGGGAAUUGAAGCCAGCCCGUCAAUCUACAUUAGCCUUUUGAGUUCUUUGUUAGACUCUUCAUAUUUGGAGCUUGGUAAACAGUUACAUUGCCAUGUGAUUAAAUCGGGAUUCUAUGAUAAUGUAUCUAUGGAUACUGCAAUAACAAAUAUGUAUGUGAAGUGUGGUUGUUUGGACAUUGCUGAGUUAGCUUUCAAUAGGAUGAAUGAAAAGAAUGCGGUAACUUGGACUGGAUUGAUGGUGGGGUACACUAAAGCUGAGAAGCAAGAGCAUGCCAUAAAAUUGUUUUGUAGCAUGGUGAAAGAAGGUGUUGAAUUGGACGAGUUUGUGUUUUCAAUUACACUCAAGGCUUGUGCUGGCUUGAAGGACCUGGAAAUGGGGAGGCAAGUACAUGGUUAUAUCAUGAAACUUGGUUUGGAAUACGAGGUGACAGUUGGCACUCCUCUGGUGGACUUCUAUGUUAAAUGCAGAAGUAUGGAAUCAGCUUGUCGAGCAUUUGAGAGGAUAUCUGAACCGAAUGAUGUUUCAUGGAGUGCUAUAAUCUCUGGCUAUUCUCAAAUCGGUGAAUUUGAUGAUUGCAUUAAGAUAUUUAAUUCUCUAAGGAGUAAAGGUGUGGUUUUGAAUGAUUUUAUAUACACUAGUAUUUUUCAAGCAUGCUCUGUGCUUGCAGAUUUGAACUUAGGCUCCCAAGCUCACGGAGAUGCAAUUAAAAGAGGUCUAGUUUCGUACCUUUAUGGAGAGAGUGCCCUGAUUACUAUGUAUGCCAAAUGUGGCAGAUUAGACUAUGCCUAUAAAGUGUUUGAAUCGAUAGAUGAACCCGAUACAGUGGCUUGGACUGCUAUAAUUGCUGGUUGUGCUUGCCAUGGUACUGCUUCUGAAGCUUUAAGCCUUUUUAGGCAGAUGCGGGCUUGUGGUGUGAGGCCAAACACAGUCACAUUUAUUGCACUUUUUACUGCUUGUAGCCAUUCGGGUUUAAUAACGGAAGCCAAGCAAUAUUUGGAAUCAAUGAGUAGUGAGUAUGGUGUACACCCCAUUAUUGAUCACUAUGAUUGCAUGGUUGAUACAUACUCACGUGCUGGGCAGCUAGAGGAGGCACUUGAAUUGAUAAGAACUAUGCCAUUCAAACCAGAUGCAAUGAGUUGGAAAAGUUUAUUGGGCGGGUGCUUAAUCCAUCGGGAUUUCAAAAUUGGUGAAAUUGCAGCUGAAAGGCUCCUUGAAUUGGAUCCGGAGGACACUGCCGCAUAUGUUCUCAUGUUCAACUUGCAUGCUUCAUCUGGACAUUGGGAAGAAGCAGCUCGUUAUAGGAGAAUGAUGGCUGAAAGAGAUCUAAGAAAGGAAGUCAGUUGCAGCUGGGUUAGUAUCAAUGGCAAAGUGCAUCGUUUUAUCGUGGGUGAUAGGCAUCAUCCUCAAACAGAAGAAAUAUACUCCAAGUUACAGGAAUUCAAAUUUACAAGAACUAGCAAUGAAAAUUCAUUUCUAACCGAAGAUGAUGCAUCAUUGGGUUUGCUGGAGCGAAAGGAACAGCUUCUUGAUCAUAGUGAGAAACUUGCAAUUGCAUUUGGGCUUAUUUCAACCCCAAAUAAUGCCCCCAUUGUGGUUUUCAAGAAUCUCCGGGCUUGCAAGGAUUGCCAUGAUUUUGCAAAAUAUGUAUCAAAGGUCACAGGCCGUCAAGUUGUUGUCAGGGAUUCCAACAGAUUUCAUCACUUCAAGUCAGGGGAAUGUUCUUGUGGUGAUUACUGGUGA
This is a messenger RNA of Ilex paraguariensis (yerba mate), 2289 nucleotides long. Lineage: Eukaryota; Viridiplantae; Streptophyta; Magnoliopsida; Aquifoliales; Aquifoliaceae. The record is from the annotation of a GenBank genome assembly.